AGGGGGACGUGCAUGGCUGCACCAUCCUGCUCUUCCUCCGUCUGUCUCCUCUUUCUCUGUAGCGUCCAACAACUUUUGCAUUCGCUAUUUUUUUUUUAUGUUUCUUUUUUUUAAACUCGCCUUAUUUGCGCUGUUUUAUUAUCUAAUUUCCAAUCAUGAGCGCACAGAGAGCUCGGUAUGAGAGGCGGGUUGCAGAGCAGCAGCGUCAAGGCCGCCAGUGUUGAUCAAACACAGAAAUCAGCACAGGAUGUGUUGACAUCUCCUGUUGUUUCUCCAGCUUUCCUUGCCGAAAUGGAGCUCUCUUUGCAGAGCUCCCCUUCAAACAUAUCUAAACUGUUCCACAAUACCAGCAUGCCACUGAACGCCACUGGAAAUUACACCAAUGACCAAUUCACUGAAGUUAACCUCUUUGAAAUCCUGGGUCCAAAACGAUCUCCAUUCUUCCUCCCGGUGACCAGCGUUUACCUUCUCAUAUUCCUCACCGGCUUGUCUGGGAAUCUGCUCACAUGUGCAGUGAUAGCGAGGCACAAGAAGAUGCGAAACCCCACCAACUUCUACCUGUUGAGCCUGGCUCUGUCGGACCUCCUUGUGCUUUUGUUCGGGAUGCCACUGGAAAUUUACGACCUGUGGCAGAACUAUCCAUUCCCCUUUGGCGAAGGCGGGUGCUACUUCAAGACCUUCCUCUUCGAGACGGUCUGCUUCGCCUCAAUCCUCAACGUUACAGCUCUGAGCGUGGAGAGGUACAUAGCUGUGCUGCACCCACUCAAAACACGGUAUCUGUCGACCAACCAGCACGCCAAGAGGGUCAUCACCGUUGUGUGGGUAGUGUCGAUGAUCUGUGCCAUCCCCAACACCUCAUUGCACGGCAUCUUCUACCUGCCAGAGAAGAUGGAGGAGUCAGCCAUAUGCACUGUGCUGAAGCCCCUGUGGAUCUAUAACAUGGUCAUGCAGAUCACCACGGUGUGCUUCUACUUUGUGCCCAUGACGGUGAUUAGCGUGCUGUACCUGGUAAUGGGUCUUCAUUUGGGCAGAGAAAGACGGCAGUCGAGCGGGAACCUGGGGAAGAACUGUGGCAACAACACCCGAAGGAAGAUCAACGCGAAUGGGCGCAGAAGACAGGUCAACAAGAUGCUCUCAAUCGUGGUUGCAGUGUUUGGAGUCUGCUGGGCGCCCUUCCACAUCGAGCGGCUCCUGUGGAGUUCCAUCAGCCAGUGGACCGAUUUGAUGCACAACAUUUAUCAGUACGUCCACAUCCUGUCGGGCAUCCUCUUCUACCUCAGCUCAGCAGUGAACCCUAUCAUCUACAGCCUGCUCUCCACACGGUUCAGGGAGUGUUUCAGAGAACUCAUGUGCUCCCAAGCAGAGGAAAAUAGCUCUGUCAGAGACUCGCCACCAUUCCCUAAGAUUUUACUAGAUCCGUCCGUCUCAAGCUCCAGAGCUCAGGCUAAUGGUAAGGACUCCAACGCUUUCAUCCCUUUGUUGUCUCCUAACAUGACAUUGAGCAUGGACACCGCAAUCCUCUCAUGUGCAUGUAAAGAUUCGACCUGUAAGACCUCUGUGUUCUGAGAUUUGGUUUGAAUAAGCUAACAAGCAGAAGCCACUUUAAAGGACUAAUUUGACAUUUUGGGAAAUAUAUGCUGUCUUGCAGAAUUUAGAUGAGAAGAUUGAUACCACUCUGUUAAGUAUGAAGUGACUGUCAGGAUAGUUUAGUUUAGCAUGAAGACAGGAAACAGGAAGAAACGGCUUCUAAAGAAAAGCCACCUGAGGACAUUUGAAUCUUUUCUGGCAGAAUAACGCUGGCGAUCUCUGCCGUGGUUGUGUAGCAACAACUGUAGGUGGAAAUAUGUACUGCCUGAAUUGGACCGAACACGGUGCCUGUUCCCUAAUUGAGCACAACCCUAACCCUAAUUCUUUAGGCAUUUUUAACUCUUUUUAACAAGGACAGUUUCAGUGCUGUUUUCUUAGCGGCUAUGUGGUAACACAGAGACGCAAGCAUUUAGGAGUACCUCACCAGCGUCACUGUAUGCAGUGUUUUAGAAAUGCUGAGGUCCAAAAGCUGAACCAGGGGUACGGCUCAAAGCACCAAAGUUAUUUUCUAGCAAUUAUUUCAAAAGUUUUAUUGUCUAACCCUUGAAAAAGGGUUCAUACCUUGGUAAUCUCAGUGGUGGGUACGGCCAUGCUCACCAGAGGUGGCGGUACUUAAUAAGAAGUAAGGGUACUCAUGUGGACAAAAAGCUGAAGGCACUGUAAAUAUUGAUUUUUUACUU
This is a messenger RNA of Dicentrarchus labrax (European seabass), 2267 nucleotides long. It is a transcript of the gene nmur3, whose product is annotated as neuromedin U receptor 3. The coding region runs from base 178 to 1566 and encodes 462 amino acids. NCBI's taxonomy places the organism in Eukaryota, Metazoa, Chordata, Actinopteri, Moronidae. The record is from RefSeq and is a predicted model, not a curated record. Gene Ontology annotation, biological process: G protein-coupled receptor signaling pathway. Gene Ontology annotation, cellular component: plasma membrane. The transcript is spliced from 3 exons. Gene Ontology annotation, molecular function: neuromedin U receptor activity.